AUGGAACCUGAAUUGACUGUCAACGAGACCUUCACUGUUAAUGACAUACAUCUCUGCUAUGAAUCAGAUAAUGCAUCAUACAUAUUUACAAGCAACCCUUCAAUAAUAUGUGUAUUAUUAUAUAUUUUACUUGGUUCAUUGUCUGUUGUCACCAUAUGUGGAAACCUACUCGUAAUAAUCUCCAUCAUUUACUUCAAACAGCUCCACACUCCUACUAACUACCUGAUUCUCUCUCUUGCUGUGGCUGAUCUGCUUGUGGGAGUUUUAGUUUUUCCUUUCAGCAUGGCGUUCACUGUAACCUCAUGCUGGUAUCAUGAAGAUAUAUUUUAUAGAUAUUACGCGGUGUGUCAGCCUCUCACUUACAAAAGUAAAAUAAAUGAUCGUGUUAUCAUGAUCAUGAUCUUGGUGAGCUGGGGACUUGCUGCUCUUAUUGGCAUUGGCAUUAUAAUUGCAGGUUUUAAUCAAGGAAAAUGUGAAGAAAGUUGUUUAAUUGAUGCUCUAAUAUCAACCACUCUAGCAUGUAUUUUUUCAUUUUAUAUCCCUGUCAUUAUAAUGCUUAGUAUCUACUUAAAGAUUUUCCUUGUUGCACAAAAACAGGCAAACAGCAUCCAGAGCACAACCUGUCACAGCACCAAGUCUGGAGCAACUGUCAGUAAGAUGGAGAGAAAGGCCACAAAAACUCUAGCUACUGUUCUGGGAGUUUUUCUUUUAUGCUGGACGCCUUACUUUCUCUGUAUUGUCUUUCAGCCUUUAACAUACAGUAUAACACCAAUUGCUGUAAUUGAGACUCUUAACUGGCUUACACUGUCAAAUUCAAUGCUGAAUCCAUUUAUCUAUGCUUUCUUUUACAGCUGGUUCAGAUCUGCUUUCAGAAUGAUCAUUUCUGGGAAAAUAUUCCAUGGAGAUUUUGCUAACUCAAAACUCCUUUGA
Messenger RNA from Seriola dumerili (greater amberjack), 930 nucleotides. RefSeq names its product trace amine-associated receptor 1-like. Gene Ontology annotation, biological process: G protein-coupled receptor signaling pathway. The record is from RefSeq and is a predicted model, not a curated record. Gene Ontology annotation, cellular component: membrane. Bases 1 to 930 code for a protein of 309 amino acids. The transcript has 2 exons. Lineage: Eukaryota; Metazoa; Chordata; Actinopteri; Carangiformes; Carangidae. Gene Ontology annotation, molecular function: trace-amine receptor activity.